AUGGGGGCUUCACGCAAAUCUACAGUUUCAAAGUUUCUCGUCCCUGUUCUUCUCCUGAUUGGCUGGAUUGUGGGCUGUGUCGUAAUGGUUUACGUGAUCUUCUCUUGA
This is a messenger RNA of Vombatus ursinus (common wombat), 108 nucleotides long. It is a transcript of the gene STRIT1, whose product is annotated as sarcoplasmic/endoplasmic reticulum calcium ATPase regulator DWORF. The coding region runs from base 1 to 108 and encodes 35 amino acids. Gene Ontology annotation, biological process: regulation of slow-twitch skeletal muscle fiber contraction; regulation of ATPase-coupled calcium transmembrane transporter activity. NCBI's taxonomy places the organism in Eukaryota, Metazoa, Chordata, Mammalia, Diprotodontia, Vombatidae. The record is from RefSeq and is a predicted model, not a curated record. The transcript is spliced from 2 exons.